Molecule: messenger RNA, 1988 nt
Organism: Annulohypoxylon maeteangense
Lineage: Eukaryota; Fungi; Ascomycota; Sordariomycetes; Xylariales; Hypoxylaceae
Exons: 2
Biological process (GO): cellular response to oxidative stress; glutathione metabolic process; cell redox homeostasis
Cellular component (GO): mitochondrion; cytosol
Molecular function (GO): flavin adenine dinucleotide binding; NADP binding; glutathione-disulfide reductase (NADPH) activity
Source: RefSeq, a predicted model, not a curated record
AAAUUGUUCAUCUUGCUCUCUUUGCCUUAGUAAUUGCUCUGCAUACCGCAUCCGUAAUCGUUAUUUGUAAGCUGCGAGUCCGAGGAUUGCAGAUUCCUAAACUACAUUGUUUAAGGUGCAUUAUCUGACCCCGGUCCUCGUAGAAUUAUUUAUUUUUAUCCCGCGAAACCUUUCACACUUCAUAUAAGACGUCAUUCCCUCCACCCCACCAUCAAUUCCUCUCCUCCCUUUCCCUUCUCUUCUUGGGAUCAAACAAGUCAAUGCGAGCAUUUGGGUUAUUUAGUCGGAUAUCGGCUGCUUCUACUGCUACUGCGACCUCGAAUUCUUCUCUCGCUUCUAAGAGAGCGACCUACCGAAUAACUUCUCUCUCUAGACACUUCUCGACUACCCCUCGCAUCAUGGCUCCCAUCUCUAAGGAAACCGACCUCCUCGUCAUUGGAGGCGGCAGUGGAGGUCUUGGAGCCGCACGUAUGGCCAGUGCUAAGUUUGGCGCGAAAGCUAUGGUUGUUGAGGCUUCACGACUUGGUGGCACAUGUGUCAAUGUUGGUUGCGUACCGAAAAAAGUAACCUUCAACGCCGCCGCCAUCGCCGAAGCCAUCCACGAUGCCAAAGCCUACGGGUUCUCAGUGCAAGAGACGAAGCCAUUCGACUUUACCACCUUCAAGAACAAGCGAGACGCCUACAUAAAGCGAUUAAACGGGAUCUACGAGCGUAACCUAGCCAACGACAAGGUCGAAUACGUGCACGGGUGGGCGCGACUCCUAAGCAGGAACGAGGUCGAGAUCACACUCGAUGACGGGUCCAAAACCGUCGUGCGCGCGGGCAAGAUCGUUAUCGCUGUCGGCGGCGAGCCCACCAAGCCGCCUUCCAACAUCCCCGGCGCGGAGCUCGGCACCAACAGCGACGGCUUCUUCGACAUCGACACCCUGCCCAAGAAGGUCGCGCUCGUAGGCGCGGGAUACAUCGCCGUGGAGUUCGCGGGCAUGUUCAACGCUCUCGGCACUGAGACACAUCUAUUCAUCCGACACAAGACCUUCCUACGAGCAUUCGACCCCAUGAUCCAAGACGGCGUCACCGCCGAGUACGAGCGUCUGGGCGUACACGUGCACAAGGAGUCCGCUCAAACCAAGAUCGAGAAGGAUGCCAGCACCGGCAAGCUCGCGAUCCACUACAAGGACAGCAACGGCGAGGGCAAGGUCGAGGGCGUGGACCACCUGAUCUGGGCCAUCGGCCGCACGCCUAUGACGAAGAACAUCGGGUUGGAGGAAGCGGGAGUGAAGCUCGACGAUAAGGGGUACGUCGUCACAGACGAGUACCAGAACUCGUCCGUGGACAACAUCUACGCCUUAGGCGACGUAUCAGGGCGCGUAGAACUCACGCCCGUAGCGCUCGCAGCCGGACGUCGUCUCGCGGAGCGAUUAUACGGCGGCCCACAAUUCAGCACGACGCGCAUCGACUACGAGAACGUCCCAUCGGUCGUAUUCGCGCACCCGGAAGUCGGCAGCAUCGGCCUAACCGAGCCGCAAGCGGAGGCGCAGUACGGCAAGGAGAACCUGACGGUCUAUAAGACGAGCUUCACGGCCAUGUACUACGCGAUGAUGGAGCCCGAGGACAAGGGCCCGACGAAGUACAAGGUGAUCUGCGCCGGCCCUGAGCAGAAGGUCGUCGGCCUGCACAUCAUGGGCCAGGGCUCUGGCGAGAUGCUGCAGGGCUUCGGCGUCGCCAUCAAGAUGGGCGCAACCAAGAAGGACCUGGACUCGUGUAUCGCGAUACACCCUACGAGCGCCGAGGAAUUGGUCACCUUGAAGUGACGUGAUAUCUAAACGGAAAAUAAGAAAUAUAUAUACGCUUAAAAGAUAAAAAAGAGGGAGGGGGGCAGAUUCAAAGAAAGAAACAGGGGAAAAGGAAGCAUUUUUGAUACCAUGUUGAUAGAUCGCAUGACGAUAGAACUUGUGAUAGAAAAAUCUAAUCUACCUAUUCAUAACUCA